This is a messenger RNA of Trichoderma reesei QM6a, 1860 nucleotides long. RefSeq lists its product as uncharacterized. Lineage: Eukaryota; Fungi; Ascomycota; Sordariomycetes; Hypocreales; Hypocreaceae. The transcript is spliced from 3 exons. The record is from RefSeq and is a predicted model, not a curated record. The annotation marks the transcript as partial.
GUCACGGACGCGAGAGAGAGGGCUGACCAGCGACGAGCACCACGGCGCCCUGGCACGUCGUCUGGCGCCCCUGGACGAACCCCGAUGCGAUUCAUGACGGUCGACAACAUCCUCCAGCACGACUCCCAGAUCCCAUCGGGCCAGCCUCGCGGCCCGCCUGCUCCAGCGCAAAGGCCGCAUACCUCCGGCGGUCUUCCUCCGGGCGCUCGGCGGGUAUCAGCUGGCGGCCUGCCAAAUGUUCCAUCUCGUACCGGCAAACCGAUGCCUUCGCGAACCACUAAAAUUAGCGAAAAACUCGUCCUUCUGCCGGUAGCCGAAAAUGAGGACGUGGAUGAGGAGCUCGAGGGUGAAGUAGUGACCAAUUUGCACUUGCAGGACGAAGCGGGCCGGCCGCUGAGAGACGAGGAGCUGGAUGUGCUUCGGAAAAGGGGCGGUAUCCGUGGCAAGACGUAUGCGGAACGGCUGCCCAAGGUCCAGCGGACGGACAAGGUCAGCCGAUUGACUGCCUACUGCACCGCGCAGGCGUUCAAGACGAAGGAGGCGGCCGAGUUUCUGAGGAAGAAGCACGAGGUCAAGACCAAGCUCUACGACGAUUGCCUCUACGCCAUCUAUGCUCUGCCGCUGAUGAACGGCAUCGAGGGCUACCGAGUACGCAGCCGGCCGAUCCUGAAGACGCCCGGGACGGGGAAAACCGUGCUGGAUCUGGAAAUCGAACGCAGCGAACAGCGGGAUCACCACGAGGGCUACUUUGACCACAACUCGUUCAGUUCGGGUAACGAGGACUCUGGAGAGGGCGAGAGAAGGCCGUCAGCCUUUGCGGAUCCUUCUUCACUGCCAGAAGACGGCCUGUUGUCUCCGAGGGAGUCCUACCCCGCCGCCGAUGACGGCAUUUCCUCCCAGAUGAACCGUCUUGCGCCGGAUGCAAAACACUUUGCGGAGAUGUUCGUCUUUUCGUACGGAGUUGUUGUGUUUUGGAAUUUCACGGAGCACCAAGAAAAGGAUAUCCUUGCAGACUUUACAUUUGCCGAUGCCGAGGACGGUGUUAGUUUGCUCUCUGGGCCCUUGGACCAGGGCGACUACGAGACGGAAGAGUUCCAUUUCGAAUACAGCCCCGAUGUGCAGCGCCCACGGAUAUUCAACGACAUGAUUACGCUGCUGCCACGUUCCGACCACAUGAUCAAGCUGACGAUUAGCCACGCAAUAGCGCAGAGCACCAAGCUUUGCUUUUUCGAGGAGAGGAUGAGCGAGACGAUGCUGGAUGCGCAGCAUGUCCCCAAGACGCUGGCCUUGACGGGAGAGCUGGGCAUGACACGGACCGAGAUUGUCAAGAUUAUGGGCCGGCUAUUCAAGAAUCGCGUGGAUAUCAAUCUAUCAUCGAAUAUCCUUGACGUGCCCAACUUCUUCUGGGACUCUGAGCCUACGCUGCAUCCGUUGUACGAAGCGAUCCGCGAGUACCUUGAGAUUGACGUCCGCAUCAAAGUCCUCAACGAGCGCUGCCGCGUGUUCUUGGACCUUGCCGAAAUCCUCUCCGACUCGGACGCCGAUGCUAAGAUGAGCUACAUAACAUGGAUCAUCAUUGCGCUCAUCGUCCUCAGCAUCCUCGUGACGGUCACGGAGGUGGGCUUACGCUUUGGCAUGCUGCAAAAGAGCAAGCUCGUGCUCGAGACACCGCUGUCACAGCCCGCGAGCGGGUCAAUGAGGCACGCUGCCCUGGCAUCGAGCGAUCUCGAGAUGCUCGCCCGUGCACUAGGCUUGGAGGAAAGUGCUUCGGUUGAGGACGUCCGGCGCGGCAUAUGGCAUCUGCGACAGGGAAGCAGUGUGGGAUCGCGAUACGACGGUCAGAUGGAGGACGUGGAUUGA